Molecule: messenger RNA, 2694 nt
Organism: Daktulosphaira vitifoliae (grape phylloxera)
Lineage: Eukaryota; Metazoa; Arthropoda; Insecta; Hemiptera; Phylloxeridae
Product: protein phosphatase 1 regulatory subunit 37
Exons: 9
Coding region: 317-2497 (726 amino acids)
Molecular function (GO): protein binding
Source: RefSeq, a predicted model, not a curated record
UGAUCACUAAAAUUAUUAUCGCGAUUUGUGAUGUUAAAUCACAGACUUGUUGUUAAUCAUAAUGUGUUACACUGCUAACUUUUUAAAAAAGUUCAUGUUAUUCCAAUUUACUUAAUGUAUUAUUUUGCAUUUGUUUUAAAAUUUAACAUCAAUCGAUGUCGUAGUGCAGACGCUAUUUAGCGCUAUUGUUUAUAAUGCAGAGUGGAGUAAGCUUGUAAACGAAUUAUCUACAAAAAAAUAUUUUCUGUUGACCAGCAAUUUUAGUCAAUCGUUAAAAAACAAAUAAUGUAUUUUAGUGCUCCUUAAACUUGUAGCAAUGACUGAAUGGAAAUCCAGAUCGUUACCCAGUAAUUUUGAGACACUUUCUUUGUCUAAUGUACCUGUUGGUCCAUCUUGUUUACGUUCUAGUUCCAAAAAAACUUCAAUUAGUCGAAAUGUUUCCUUUCCUGAUGAUGAAAGUCAAAUAGUUACAGGAGUUUUGGAAACGGCACAUCCUUGGGAAUGUGUAGAAAAUGUUACCGCUGAUUUAUUAACAAAAAAAUAUCUAGAAUCGUGUGAAAGACACAAUACACAACCCAUACAAUCAGUUCUGUCACAAAUAAAAGCAUUAAAUUUUAAUAUAGAAAGAAAUGAAUGUUUUGACUUAAAGGGAGUCUACUUAAACAAUGUUGAUUGUGAGAGUCUUGAAGAAAUAUUAAAAAGAGUUCAAUUUCAAACUAUCAAUGUAGAAGCUACAGGAUUAAAUGAUGAGGCUGCAAUUGCUCUGUUUGACAUGUUAGAUUUUUAUGAAUCUGCAUUCUGUUUAAAUAUAUCAUCCAAUAAUGACAUUGGUGUUAGAGGUUGGCAAGCAUGUGCUCGAAUGUUAAAAAAGUCCAAAUGUCUUGAAAUACUUGAAGCAAGAAAUACUAUACUUAGUGAACAAAGUAUGCACAUUUUAGGUCGUGCAUUACGGUUUGGAUGUCAAUUAUGUAUUUUAAAGCUUGAAAAUUGUAAUUUAUCGGACCGAACUAUACUUUCAUUAGCAUCUUCAUUAAAAUAUAAUAGUACCUUGAAGGAAUUGUACUUGGCUGAAAAUUAUUUAAAUGAAAAUGAUGCACUACCAAUUGCAAAUUUGUUAAAGUGUAAUACAACAUUGGAACUACUGGAUUUGAGCAAUAAUAACAUUCAAAAUAAAGGAUUUAAAAUAAUUUGUGAAAGCAUUAUUAAUCAAAAUUCAUCAUUAACCAUUUUAAUUUGUUGGAAUAACAAUUUAGAUCAAGAAUGUUCAGAAACAUUAGCUAAUUUAAUUGAUAUAGAAACAAAACUAGAAAUGCUCAACAUUGGUUACAAUUGCUUACUUGAUUCAACUGCUGAAGUAAUAAAAAUUCCAAUGAAAAAGAAUAAAAAUAUAUUAAGACUAGGCUUACAAAGUACACAGAUUACUUGUAGAGGAGCCCAACACUUAUCAGAAAUUCUUGAAGUUAAUGAAUCAUUACAAAGAUUAGACUUACGAGACAAUAAUAUACAAAUCAAAGGCAUUAAAAGCUUGAAAGAUUCUGUAAUGAAAAAUCGUAGAAUCACUAGACUUGACAUAGAUCCUCUUCCACGAAUCAAUUUUGCAGUUGAAACAACAAAAGAAUAUACUAAUUUACUAGAUACUAUAAAACAAAUAUGUUUAGAAAAUGAAAGUAAAAACCAUAAUAAGGAGAUAUUUGAUGAUAUAUUAGAUGAAAAAUCUGAUGAAACUAAUAUUACAAAAUCUAUCAAAAUACCUAAUGUAGAUUCUAGAAAAAUUUCUCUCACUUGUGAAUCAUUAAUGAUGCAGUACAAUUCAUUUAAAAAUCCAAAUUUUCUUGGUUCUGAUGAUUAUUUAUCUACUACAUUCAGAGGAAGUAGUGGACGUUUAAGAAGUCCUGCUCCUAGUCCAAUACACAGUCCUAUUGCAACUAGUCCUGCCUGUAGUCCAUCAAUAACUUCUACACGUAACCGUUUUCAAGUAUCUAAAGUGUCUGAACAAAAGCCAAAAGAAAAUCGAUUCAAAGUAACUAGAUUAAAUGAUAAAGCACCUACUGCCAGUAGUGAAUCCUUAUCAGAUGAUUCAUUUGGACAUACUAACUUGGAACUUACUGUUGAUAGUUUGGAUUUGUGCAAGAAAAAAAAUAUUGAUAAAAGAAAAAAUCAAAGAACAAGAAAAGUAUCAUGGGUUAUGGGCUCUCGGCCUUUAUUAACAUCAUUACAAAACAUCACAUCUAGCAUUGAUCAAGCUACAACAACAGGAGUUGAUAAACUUCUAAGUUUAUUUAGCCCUUUUUCUAGUGGUGAUAAAUCAUCCACAUCUGUUGACACAGUAGAAUCUAAUGAUUCAGUUUUUGAAUCAGAACUUGAGCCAAAAAAACCAGUUAAUUUAGAUCAAGCAACCUGGCCUCCUGUAUUUGGUAGUUUAAAAAAAGCUACAUCAAUUUGUAGGCCAUUAUCAGAAAAAGGUAGACAUAGUUUAAGCGAUUUGCGUACUUUUUAAAAAUGUUACCAAUUAAGCAUUUCAUAAGGAACAAAUGCAUUUGUAUUGUUAAAUUAUACUUUAAGAUACCCCAAAUGUAUUCUUGUAUUCAGAUUCCCUUUACUACAUUGUGAUUUACAAGCACAAAAGUACAAAUUUUGUUUUUAUCAUUGUUGAACAAUUUAUAAAAUAUAUAUAUAUAUAUGGGAUCAUUUUGA